UGCUGGCCAGAAAGAUAAGGAGCGAACGAGAGCCUGCUCACCUCCACACCAGAUUAUGGUUUCUCGUUAGCCUUGAUGGCUUUCACACUCAGGGAAUUUCCUAACCACCUUUAUUUUUUAACUGUAGGUGAAAACAUAAAGGUGACUGACAAGCUGUACCACUAUAUAGCAGUGGUAAUUGUUGAUAUAAUGCAUUUUCACGUACAGACAAAUAUUACAGUUUUUUACAAUAUUUACAUAUUUAGGUAUUUCUUGCAAUUUUUUUGUAUUUAUUUUUGUUGUAUUAUAAACCCAAGUAAAUCCCACACACCUUCACAAACAGCCUUGGUAUUCUGCCAAAUAUUUUGCAUAUACAGAAUCCUAGAAGCACAUUAACAGGUAUGUUCCUGACAUAUUGUACUUGUUCAGAGCAAUAAAGAAAAGCAUGUCUCAUGCCACCUCAAUGUCAUUAGAUUAUGUGGGUAUACGGUAUAUAAAAUGAUUGUUGAAGACACUGGACGAAACUUGGUCCUUAUGUUGUACUUUAAUCUUUUUGCGUAUCUUGAAAUCCACCCAUGCAAUAUGGUACAACUUGAAAAGGAAAUUCUUUAGUAUGUAUGUUCACAAUCUGGGGUUGUCUGGAGGCAUCUGCUCAUUUGCCUGUACAUCACACUUAAAAUUUUGCAUAUGGUAGAUAUAGGUCAGUGCGAUUACUUUCUCACGUUACUGAUGGUUUUGAAGUCACAGCUUGCUUGUUUAAUGUAAAAUGUUAUAUUUGCAGCAUAUUUUUUGUGGCCACUGACAGACUUAAUUUGCUGUUUUUCAGAGUAUCAUUACUGUUACAUUUGAAGUACCAGGGAGCAUUUCAGAAGAACGUUUAAAUGUGUUUAUUCAGAACCUUCUGUGGGAAAAGAAUGUUAAAGACAAAACAGGCAGCGCAAUGAAUGUGAUACGACUUAAGGGGCUAGUAUCAGUAAAGGAUAAACCACAGCAGAUGAUCAUCCAGGGCGUUCAUGAGCUGUAUGAUCUUGAGGAGACUCGAGUGGCAUGGGAUGCUGGAGAACAAAGAACAAACAGACUGGUAUUUAUAGGCAAACAUCUGGAUAAAGAUGUCCUAGAGCAACUGUUUAUUGCAACGGUGCUAAACCAAGAAGAUAGUGGUUAAAGACAACAUUCCCUGUUGAUUCUCAUUUAAGAUUUUAUUUAGAAUUCCAAUAAAAAAAAAAAAAAACAUACAUAUGUGUUUUCUUCUAUAAAUAUUGCCUUUAUGUAAUACAUUAAACAAAUUCAUUUGAAAUUAUGCGAGAGUUGAAUCAGUAAAGAAAAAGUCAUAGUGUGUCUCUUAGCUGUUCAUUAUAGGUUGUCAAAUGAACUACAGUUUACAGGAAUAAAUAAUACGUCAUCCUUGUAAGCCAUUGUUAACAUCCAUACAGAGCCUCAUGAGUCGCUAACUCUUAACAAAGGUCUGCUAGUGUGAACAAAAACCCCACCCCAUCGCAGUUCCAUAUAAAAUGCCUGGGGCUGUAUAACCACCUCACUAUGUCCAUUACUACCAGUUAAGUACCUUGCUUGUUUUUUUUUUCAUUUAUAACUGAUGUUUCUUUUUAUACUUUAGUUAGUACAAGUUUUGUAAAAUUAAAAUGCUAACAAACAUAAAACAGCGAAUACAGAAAAAAACUUUACAGAACCUGAUGCCUUUUUUUUUUUUUUAAUAUAAAGGCAGUGAAGAAAUUUAAAACCGCACAUUCACAGACCCAGUGUUUGCUAAACUGUCAUCUUAAAUACAAACUGAUGGUAAUCUUAA
Molecule: messenger RNA, 1783 nt
Organism: Polyodon spathula (Mississippi paddlefish)
Lineage: Eukaryota; Metazoa; Chordata; Actinopteri; Acipenseriformes; Polyodontidae
Product: putative COBW domain-containing protein 7
Exons: 4
Coding region: 920-1144 (74 amino acids)
Cellular component (GO): cytoplasm
Source: RefSeq, a predicted model, not a curated record